Messenger RNA from Cladophialophora immunda, 892 nucleotides. RefSeq lists its product as uncharacterized. The record is from RefSeq and is a predicted model, not a curated record. The coding region runs from base 222 to 797 and encodes 191 amino acids. The transcript has 3 exons. NCBI's taxonomy places the organism in Eukaryota, Fungi, Ascomycota, Eurotiomycetes, Chaetothyriales, Herpotrichiellaceae.
GGCAAAUUCGUUCGUUGAACUUCACAGUCCUUACUACUCCGUGCGCAGGUCGUGCUUCUUUUCCUUCUGCGGUUACUACUGGUAGUAUACACACCGUCCCUCGCUUUUCCCACACACACUCCUUUCCACCGCCCAAACAAACCGGCUAGUCCGAAGUGCGUGUGACACUCUCUUGAACUGCAUACCCAGCGACACAAUACCCCAACAUCAAAUCCUCAACAAUGCGCUUCGCUCUUGUGUACGUCCUCGCCGCCGCCUUCCCGGCUCUUCCCGUUCUCGCUCAGAGGGGGCAUGGCGGAGGCGGUGGCAGUGGUUCCUUCAACCACGGCGGUGGCAACGCCCCCAACACCUUCAUCACCAGAACCUCUGCUGCCCCUCCCGCAGCUGCUACAGCCGCGCCCCCUCCUGCUGCUGCGACCUCAGCCGCCGCCGGCACUGGAGGUACCUCUACUGGGGGCAACUCUGGCUCGGUCGAUACUUCGCUGAUCCCUCCCUUCGGCAUCACUCCGGGGGUCAAGGCGACCGACGGAACUGCGAAUUGCGUCGGCGACAAUGGGGUGGACAUCCCCUGCAACUGUCCACCCGACUUGAACACUUUCACCAGUGCCCUUGAAACCUCGGUCGCAAGCGGAAUGGCGUUCCCAUCCGGCAAUUCUGCACAAGACCAGCUCACCCGUCUUCAGACGUGCAUCGUCACCCUCCAGAACUUCAGGGGAGGCGCAGGAAGUGGCGUCGGAUGUCCCAUCGUCGCGACGACGUGGAAGGAGCUGCAAGCUCAACUGCAAUCCGAAGCCUAGUAACCAAAGGAAAAGGGGGGCGGCUGGAAAGGGAAAAGGGAGGUUCAGUAACAUAGUACUGGCUAAAGCAACAAAGGGCACUUUGCCACAUUCUG